AUGAAUGUCAUUAACUACUUAGAUACAGAUAAUCUUACCCGUGUAGGUAUCUGUCGGCGGCAUACUGGUAGAUAUGUGCCGGAUCUAGUUCAUGGAUACAUGGAAGGCCUGGCAGGUUUAAUUGGUGCUAUCCAGCGUGGUCUUUUGUUCGGCCACGUAAUUGGUGUAUAUGUCACACGAAGUAUCUGGAUUUGGAUAAAUAGUGUAACUCAUCAUCUUGGUUUAGUUACAUUCGUUGCCUUCUGCAGCGCUACUCUCUCAACGAGCAAGGAGCUGCCAUUGAAUACGAAAAUUAGGCUUUGA
Sclerotinia sclerotiorum 1980 UF-70 is the source of this 303-nucleotide messenger RNA. RefSeq lists its product with no specific name. Lineage: Eukaryota; Fungi; Ascomycota; Leotiomycetes; Helotiales; Sclerotiniaceae. The record is from RefSeq and is a predicted model, not a curated record. The coding region runs from base 1 to 303 and encodes 100 amino acids. The transcript has 2 exons.